CAAACACGUCAGACUCUACCACGGAGGCCGUUGCAGUUACUUUCCUGGACAGACCUCGGAGCAGUAUAUAAUACCCUCGAGUCAAGCAAGUCGCAGAUCACCUGUUAGGUUCUCCGAGUAGAGCAAAGAUGUCCGCAGACGGAAGCGUACACGCAGAAUCUUGGGACCAGGUCCCUCUCGCCCCUCCCGACAGCAUCUUCAAGUUGACUGCUGGCUACAAGGAAGAUUCCUUCCCCCAGAAGAUCAACCUCGGUGUCGGCGCGUACAGAGAUGAUAAUAGCAAGCCCUGGGUGUUGCCCGUGGUGAAGAAGGCGACACAAAUUCUGCUGGAAGAUCCGAACCUCGACCACGAGUAUCUUCCUAUCACUGGAUUGCCUGCUUUCACUUCGGCCGCGGCGAAGCUCGUUCUUGGGGCAGAUUCCCCAGCCAUUGCCUCAGGCCGAGUUUGCAGUGUCCAGACUAUAUCAGGAACUGGUGCGAACCAUCUCGGCGCGCUGUUCUUGAGCCGAUACUACGAAUUCAACGGCGACAAGAAGGUCUACUUAAGCGACCCUACCUGGGUCAAUCACUUCGCCAUCUUCAGGAAUGUCGGAAUAGAGCCUCUCACAUACCCGUAUUACGACCCGAAAAUUAUCGGGCUUGCAUUCGAACAGCUGUUGAACACUCUCAAAACUCUUCCGCCUCGGUCGGCCGUUCUCCUGCAUGCAUGCGCCCACAAUCCCACCGGAGUUGAUCCAACCCGCGAGCAGUGGAGCCAGAUCUGCGACGUGUUCUUGGAGAAAGGACAUUAUGCGUUCUUUGACUCCGCCUAUCAAGGGUUCGCGAGCGGGGACUUGGACAACGACGCCUGGGCAGUGCGCGAGUUCGUCAAGCGUGAAGUUCCCCUAUUGGUGUGCCAGAGUUUCGCAAAGAACGCUGGGCUGUAUGGAGAGCGUGUCGGUGCCCUGCAUAUCGUGGCUCCGACCCAAGAAGCCGCGGCGCGCGUCAAGAGUCAGCUUUCCGUCCUCGCGCGGAGCGAGAUCAGCAACCCUCCCGCGUAUGGUGCCCGUGUUGUAUCACUGAUCCUCGACAACCCCGAGCUGUUCGAAGAGUGGAAGCGCGACAUCAAGACGAUGGCAGGACGGAUCAUUGAAAUGCGGAAAGAGCUGUACAGGCUCCUGACGGAGGAAUUCAAGACGCCUGGCAAUUGGGAUCACAUCGUCGGUCAGAUAGGCAUGUUCAGUUUUACAGGUAUCAGGCCAGAGCAGAGCCAAGCGCUCACGGAGAAGGCGCACGUUUACCUGACGCAGAACGGGCGUAUCUCGAUGGCCGGGCUGAACACCCACAACAUUCGGUACUUUGCGGAAAAGCUGGACAAGGUCGUCCGCGGGGAGCUGUGAGCAGGAGGCCACCCGGAGGACGGUAGAAACAAUUAUGAACUAAAUAUUAGGU
Phanerochaete carnosa HHB-10118-sp is the source of this 1431-nucleotide messenger RNA. RefSeq lists its product as uncharacterized. The coding region runs from base 129 to 1379 and encodes 416 amino acids. The record is from RefSeq and is a predicted model, not a curated record. Gene Ontology annotation, molecular function: pyridoxal phosphate binding; L-aspartate:2-oxoglutarate transaminase activity. NCBI's taxonomy places the organism in Eukaryota, Fungi, Basidiomycota, Agaricomycetes, Polyporales, Phanerochaetaceae. The transcript is spliced from 10 exons. Gene Ontology annotation, biological process: L-aspartate biosynthetic process. Gene Ontology annotation, cellular component: cytosol.